This is a messenger RNA of Portunus trituberculatus (swimming crab), 1368 nucleotides long. RefSeq lists its product as uncharacterized. The coding region runs from base 315 to 785 and encodes 156 amino acids. The record is from RefSeq and is a predicted model, not a curated record. The transcript has 5 exons. Lineage: Eukaryota; Metazoa; Arthropoda; Malacostraca; Decapoda; Portunidae.
UUGCCACGCACUUCAACCACUUCUCUGUAAUAAUUGUCUGUCACUUCACUGUGUAAGCUUAUCACCACUCUAUAACUUAGGAAAAUACUAAAGGCAAAACUCUCGCAGUUGGAAUAUAAGCCUUGGAUCCAGGUGAAUAGACUCAAAAGGUACAAUGGCAACUGAGGGAAAGGUGUCGGAGUGCGUGUGUCGAGGACCAGGAUGUGUCUCCGCGUGUACUCCCCACAACGACCCUGCCCAGCCAUGGACUCACUCACUGUGCCAAGGCUAGCCGUUUCCCUACAGAAAGAACAGAGCUCCUACUGACGGUGGUGAUGGUGGUGAUGGUGGCGGCAAUAGCAGUGAUGGCGACUUGGAAUGACCAGCAGACAACCCCAGGAGAUCCCCAGGUAGAGAGCAGCGGCAAGAACUCCUCUGCUGAACUGCGCCAAGCACUUCAGUCCAUCUCGACUGCCGUUCUUGACUCCCUGUCUAGGAGUGACCAUAGCUGCUCACAAGUGUGCGCCGAGGUCCUUCAGCCUGCCUGCAUCACGGAGUGCAGGAGGCGGCGGCUGCCUAAUCUGGUGUGCCGCAUGGUGUGCUAUUCCUCCACGGUGAUGUGCUGCCGGUGUUCCACGUCGUGCCACCGUCCCUUCCAGGUGUGCUUCACAGCCUGCGCAGAGAGCGACACCUGGUGCAAGGACUGCUGCAUCGAUGAGGUUAAUAAAUGCUGCGACGACGACAUGGUUACAACACAGGAAAAAGAAGAAAAUGUUGAUGGGGAAGUGAGACAUCAGAGCGAUUGAAAUUCCGGUAAACGUGCGCACGUCCCUCUGGUGAGCGACGGCGUCUUAUGGAACGUAGAAGGCGCAUAUCUUCGUAAAUGAAGACUUCUUUUUUUUUUUUUUUUUUUACAUUAUUAUUCUGUGGCAAAGUAAGGGCCUCGCACCAUCGUUAUAACAAGAUCGUGAUGUCACCAUAGGCAUUAUAGUCUAUUAAAUAUCAACAUAUAAACACAGUGUUUUUACUACAUUAAAUUCAUAUAUUGGAACACAAGGACUGCCACGUUUAGACCUGACAAGUUCUUGCAGCUUCCCGGGUUCUACACGGGGCAAUUCUCGGCUGCUUGUAGCAGCGAAUUACCAGAGCAGCUGGCAGGUUUCACCGAAAGCAUUCACGUGGUCGAGAGCAGUUGCUGCCUCGCUAUAUCGAAGGACAAUUGAGAAAUGGACUGUGUUCCGUUUGUUCUUAUCUAUCGUUAUGUUUCUUUAUAAUAUAUUGUAAUGUAUUUUUUUUUUUGCUUGUUUUCUAAUUGUGCUUUUUUAAUAUUUCAGCACCUAAUGAUGACUUUUGUAAAGGUGAACCGUCGUGAAUAGUGAAUUAAUUCAG